Messenger RNA from Acanthochromis polyacanthus (spiny chromis), 5316 nucleotides. It is a transcript of the gene dennd3a, whose product is annotated as DENN/MADD domain containing 3a. The transcript has 30 exons. The record is from RefSeq and is a predicted model, not a curated record. Gene Ontology annotation, cellular component: cytoplasmic vesicle. Gene Ontology annotation, molecular function: protein binding. Lineage: Eukaryota; Metazoa; Chordata; Actinopteri; Pomacentridae. Bases 194 to 4018 code for a protein of 1274 amino acids. Gene Ontology annotation, biological process: regulation of Rab protein signal transduction.
CUUCAGUGUGUGAGGAAAUUCUGAAUCACUGUGAGCUGUAGAAAGUCAGAGCCAGAGCUGAAGCCACCGCUCUGCCGUGAGUUUUACACCGUUUCACGGCUUUAUGACGGAGAAAACCGGAGCCGCGUUAGCUGUUAACUCCUCGUCUGCUGUGGAAAUGAGCGAGUAAUUUAAGUGUGUGUGCUUGGUUGUGAUGGCGGAGCUCCCGUCUGGACUGCUGGAGGCCUGUGUGGUGGUUGGAGCCCCCAGCGAUAAGCUCCGAGACAUACACCAGCUUCAUCAACAGAGCAACUUAAACGAACUCCCCCUGCUGGAAGCUGAGGUACUGCAGGUCCAUGCCCCACCCUUUGUUUCCAAGGAGACCAACUCGAGCCAGGUGAUUGGUCCAGCUUUCAGCCGUGUCCAGAGGAGGAGGAGCUUCAUCAAGAAGAAGAGACGAGAUCGUGGUGCAGAGACGCUGUCUAAUGGAGAAGCAUCCAGUCGUGCUGAAGUGUCGUCAACGACAGAAGACAUUAGUGUUCCAAAGGAUCUGGAUUUAAUCGCCUUGCCACAGCUCUGUUUUCCUGGUGGUCUUCAGUUAGCCAAUGAACAGAAAGAAGACAGCUACCACUUCCUGGUUUUUACUGACCUCUUUGGCAACCGAACCCAUGGGGUUGUUGUGCAGUGCUACAGAACUGUACAGUCCUGUCAGGAAGGUGCUUUCCAGAAUGGCCACAGGUGGAAUUCAACCAAGUCCCGACUUUACACACCUUUUGCUCUGUGCAUCAUUUCUAAGUUCCCCUACUACAACGCCCUGAGAGACUGCUUGUCAUGUCUCCUGGUUCAGCUGCGACCUGCAAGACAAGCAGACUUUGAGGAGACGAUCAAGGAGUUUUCAGCCAAGCUCUCCCUGGUGCCCUUACCGCCUCCUGGACAGCUGCAUGUGUCUUUUAGUCUCCGUCCUCUCCAAGUGGUUCUUCCUUCCAGGGAGGAUCAGGACAGCCCUGUUAUUGACAUCGACUUGCAUCUACCAUUCCUGUGUUUCACACACACAACACUGCUUCAGGUGCUGUCCUGCCUCCUCCAAGAGCAGAGACUGGUCUUCUUCUCAUCUGACUGGGCCAGACUCACUCUGGUUGCAGAGAGUCUGUUGUUGUACCUGCAGCCUCUGUCCUGGCAGCAGCCUUAUGUUCCUGUCUUGGCAAGAGGAAUGUUGGACUUUGUCAUGGCUCCUACGGCAUUCCUGAUGGGCUGUCACAUCAGUCAUUUUGAAGAGGUUGCUGCUGAGACAGAAGACCUAAUCUUGGUGAAUGUUGAUGAUGGCAUCAUUCAGUCGUCAUGCUCUGAGUCCAUCGAUCUGCCUGCCAUCCCUCUGGCUGCAGCUGAGAGUUUUAUUUCGAGGACAGAGUGUCUCCAGCUUCACUAUGACUUGGAGCUGUGCCAUCUUGGAGUGGGGACCGAUGCUAACGCCCUGCGAUCCCAACGUAGAGACUGGCAGAGGCGGCUUAACUCCCAGAUACAGAAUAUUGCCCUGGAGCUGGUGGUCAACAUCUUCAGAGGGGUCCAGGACUUCCUAAACCAUGAACACCGAGUUUUUAACAGUGAGGAGUUUCUGAGAACGAGGGAGCCGGCAGACCAGUUGUUUUACAAGAAGGUAUUAGAGACGCAUAUCUUCCACUCAUUCUUGCGAGACAGGCUCAACAGGAAAUGGGACACCUUCAGCCGCAUGGAGCAGAACACGCGUAACCAUGCACACAGCAGGAUUCGUGCAAUGACAGAAACUCCUCGCCGUCCUCCAAUGUCUGAACUGUCCAGGACUGGCUACAGCAGCUACACCAGUCCUGACAGCAGACUGAGCAAGAGGCUGGGAGCCAGUCUGCCUAAUCUGGAGCAACCCUCCAAUGACACGAUAACCAUCAUCAGCUCCAACAGACCAGAGUCCAUGAGGAAGAUGAGUCCUGAUGCUGGGUUGAAGUCCCCUAAGAAAGCUGUUAAGGUUUUCCGUCUCCCAGAGUUUCCACCUCCACUGGCCUAUCAUUAUGUCCAGAACUAUUAUUCUGACAUGGCUGCCUCACUGGGGAAGGCUAUUAAUGCUACACCACCUGAUGAAUCUGCCCUGCUAGCCAGGUACCAUUACCUUCGUGGUUUGGUAAACACUGUGUCCAACAGGCGUGUUGAUGCAUUAGAAGACUUCCAGAGCCUUUACAAGACCGACUCAGAUAUCUUCCCUUCUCAGAUGGUUAAGUCCUUGGUAGACUCCCUGCCAGACGUUGAACGUUUACAGGCGGACAGACGACCGGAGCUCAAACGACUUAUCAGUCGCGUCAAGAGGGACCAGGAACUAGAACGCGCGUCCCACGGCAACAGUCACGAGGAAGGCGCUGUAAAACGCUUUCAGCUGCCCAAAAAAUUUAUGCAGCUGGAGGAGUUUGUGAAAUGUGUCCAGGAGUCUGGCAUUGUAAAGGACCAAGGAACCAUUCACAGACUGUUUGACGCUCUGACUGUUGGUCAUCAGAAGCAGGUCGCUCCAGACUUGUUCAGAGUGUUUUACACCAUCUGGAAGGAGACUGAGGCUGAAGCACAAGAGGUUUGUCUGCCAGCAUCAGUGUUGGAGCACAUCGAGACCACCGAAUGUGUCUUCAAGUUGUCCUCGUCAGUCAAGACAAGUCGCGGCGUGGGUAAGAUCGCUAUGACUCAACGCCGGCUCUUCCUGCUGACCGAUGGACGACCAGGAUAUGUGGAGGUGGCGCAGUACCGAGAUUUAGAGGAGGUGAAGGUGUCCUCAGCUCCCUUUCUGCUCCUGCGGAUCCCCAGCCUGAAGCUGCGUGUUCGGGGAAGGAAGGAGGUGUUUGAGGCCAAUUUAAAAACAGAGACUGAACUUUGGAACCUGAUGGUCAAAGAGAUGUGGGCCGGACGCAACAUAGCUGACCAACACAAGGACCCCCAGUACAUGCAGCAGGCUCUGACCAAUGCCUUGGUAAUGGACGCUGUGGUGGGCAGCCUUCAGAGCAAUAAGGCCAUCUACGCUGCCUCUAAGCUGGCUCACUUUGACCGCAUCAAGAUGGAAGUUCCAAUGAUGGUUCCCAAGACAACAGCAGAGACGCUAAAGCACAAAAUUAACCCUUCGUUGGAACUCGCUGCACCUCAGGCUGUGGACGUACUCCUAUACACACCAGGUCAGUUGUGGGUGUCUGUGGGUGGGGGGAAGGUGAUGGUGUUUGAUGCCUCCAGCUGGUCCCUCACACAUACCUGUCAUGUCGGGAAUGCGAGACUGAACUGUAUGAUCUUAGUAGACAAGGAUCAGGUGUGGAUGGGAUCAGAGGACUCGGUUAUCUACAUCAUCAGCAUGGUGGCCAUGGUGUGUAACAGACAGCUGACUGAACACAGAGCCGAGGUCACAGGGCUGGCACUGGUCACAGGGCUGGCACUGGACGCCGACAAAUACAGUCAAAAGGUGGCGUACUCCUGCAGUGCUGAGGGAAGCGUUAUGGUCUGGGACGUCUCCACACUACAAGUGAAGAGACACUUUCGUCUCUCCUGUGAUCGUCUGCAGUCUGUCACCAGCUGUAAUGGAACGCUCUGGUGUUGCUCCAAGGACAGCAUAAUGGAAGUGUGGAGGAACGGAACAUUAAAGCAUCGGAUGAAUUUGCCAGAGCAACUGAAAGGAUCCACGGCUACAUUCAGCUCUACGCUGCUCUUACCUGAGACGGAGGAGCUGUGGAGCAUUUGUGUCGACUCAGGAGAGGUGUGUAUUUGGCAUAUUAAAGACACGACCAAACCGUUCCACCGGGUGGCUUUACCGGACUGCACCGGAUGUUACUGCAUGAUAAAAGUCAAAAACCAGGUGUGGGUUGGCGGUGCGGGCCGCAGUUCAACCAAAGGGAAGAUUUACAUCCUGGACAUGGAGCACUACCAGGUCCUGAAGGAGCUCCACGGCCACACCGACAAAGUGACGGCGCUCUGCUCGGCCGAGGAUCGGUACGUCCUCAGUGGAGCCGGCAAACACGACGGAAAGAUCGCCAUCUGGAAGGUGGAGUAGAGAGGUGGAGUCGGCUCUUAAUGCCUCAGCGGUGUUAUAAAGAACUCUGGGACUUCCUGUGAGGUGUAAAGGAUCACAGAAACUUGGAAAAUGGAAGGAAGGUCCGAGCUUGGAAAGCACAACAGAGAGCAAAGGAUCACAGCCUGGUCACAGAGAUACUGUAAGAAGGAAGGGACAAGUUUACAUGAAGUAUCACCAACCGGGCACAUUUUACUGCCUGUUUGGAAUAAACUGAUGAUGUUUUUUUCAGCAAUAUGAAGGAUAAAUGUAGACUGAAAAAAAAAAAAAUGAAAUGUGAGCUCGAAUUCUGCUGGAUGUUUUUUAAAGUUUGUCCUUUUUUCGUGCUGUUUGGCCGCCACUACUUUAAUCACACCAGUGUGAUGUGGGAACACUGUGUGACUGAGCCUCACCUCCAGCUGUGCUUUUGAGGUUGUUAGAGUAUUCAGAGGAGUCAAACUACUCUGAAAACAAAACCGUGGCUGGAGAUUUCACCAUCACUGUGGGAAAGCCCCGAUAGAAGCUUGUUUUGACAGUUUAUGCUUUAAUAUAAAGGCGAUGUGAUGAUACACGAUGAUGAGAACUGGACUGAAACUCUGUAGGAGUGUCAGAGCAUCUGACUAAAACAUGUUUAGUCCUGCAGCAACUGCAAUAUGUUGGACCACACAAAGUAAGAGCUGACUACAAUACCCAGACUGUAGGCCAGUUACUUUAUUAUUCAACACAUUUUUUACAUUUUUGCCUUUGUUUAUAUUCCUACCGGAACAAUUUCAGCCGUGAAAGAUCAAAAUCCCUGUAAGCAAAUAUUCCUUCACAUAUUUAUGUUAAGUCAAAGGAGCUGUCUAUAAAAUGCCUCACACAUAUUAAAAUAUAUUUAUGUUCUCUAAAUGUUUUAUGUCCUGAACACUUUAUAAAGAUUUCAAGCUAGAUAUUUUUAUUACAGUAGUCUUAUUUGUACAUUAACCAAGUGAAAGUGGACAGACUGACAUUAUCGCUUCUUCUUAUAUACAGAACGUCAAGUUUUCUCUUUAAGAUGUCAACUUCGUUUUGCUUCACAGGACUAUUUUUGUCACCAGAGGUUAAAUCUAAAGCCAUCUUUUAUUAUUGUAUUUAUACAUUGUAUAUAAUGUGGGAUGUGAACUCAUGUUCUUCUUUUGUAAACUGAACUGAUGCCAAUGCAACAACUCAACUAUUGUAUUUGUAUAGAUUUUUUCAGUGACUUUUGUAAGACUUCAUGUUAAACUGUAUAUUAUCUCUGAGGACAGUAACACCAUUUUUAACCAAUACAUUUCUUAAAGAAA